AUGACAGAUCUCUGGAAUUUAGACACCUUGGGAAUUAAAGAUGAUUGUACGAAACGUACUCAAAUAGAAACCCAAGAGCUUGCCUUAGAACAUUUCAGAAAAACAGUUAGUAGGGACAGUACAGGAAGAUACAAGGUUAAUUUACCCUGGUUAGAUCAACACCCUCCUUUACUUGACAACAAAGAGUUAGCUCGAAAAAGACUCAAGCAUACAGUAAGGUCCCUAAAAUCGAAGAAUCGAUUAACAGAGUAUCAAGAGGUUUUUUACCAGUGGGAAAAAGAAGGCAUCAUUGAGGAAGUUGACCAAAAGAAAGCUGGUCCUGUGGGUCUGGGUACACAUUAUCUGCCUCAUAGAGCAGUGUUUAAAGACAAUUCCACCACUAAAGUGCGUCCUGUAUUCGAUGGAUCCGCUAAGACAAGAAAUUCCGUAUCAAUAAACGAAUGUGUUGAGAAAGGUCCCAACCUUAUUGAGCUGAUCCCCGCUAUUCUAAACCGAUUUAGGUGGGGAAAAAUCGGAGUUAUUUCGGAUAUCAAGCAGGCUUUUUUACAAAUAGCCUUAAAUGAUUCCGACAGAGACGUUCUACGAUUCCUAUGGUGGAAGGAAGGAGAUCCCCAAAAAGAAGUCACCUAUAGGCAUUGCCGGGUUGUGUUCGGCAUUUCGAGCUCCCCAUUUUUACUCUUAGCAGUUUUGAAUCAUGUUUUAGAUCAAGUAGAAGAGCCAUUUAAGACUGUUGCAAUGAAACUGAAAAAUUCAUUGUACGUUGAUAAUUGUGUUGCAAGCGUGGACUCGGUUGCUGAAUUGGAACAUUUUAGAACAGAAACUCAGAAAAUUCUAAAACCAGCUAAAUUUGAUUUACGUGGAUGGAAAAAUACUUUUCUUCUAUUUCAGGUAGAAAAACACUUUUCUACCUGA
Molecule: messenger RNA, 912 nt
Organism: Uloborus diversus
Lineage: Eukaryota; Metazoa; Arthropoda; Arachnida; Araneae; Uloboridae
Exons: 1
Coding region: 1-912 (303 amino acids)
Source: RefSeq, a predicted model, not a curated record